Messenger RNA from Epinephelus moara (kelp grouper), 3960 nucleotides. RefSeq names its product patatin-like phospholipase domain-containing protein 2. Gene Ontology annotation, molecular function: triacylglycerol lipase activity. Gene Ontology annotation, cellular component: cytoplasm; membrane; lipid droplet. The transcript has 9 exons. NCBI's taxonomy places the organism in Eukaryota, Metazoa, Chordata, Actinopteri, Perciformes, Serranidae. The record is from RefSeq and is a predicted model, not a curated record. Gene Ontology annotation, biological process: triglyceride catabolic process; lipid homeostasis. The coding region runs from base 102 to 1577 and encodes 491 amino acids.
GAGACUGUUUACAACCUAAUGAAUAUUGAAGGGAAUCCAAAUGCACCAGGUGAACUCUGAUAGAUGGAUGAGGAGACUUACAGAGGUGUGGUUUUGAGUCGAUGGAAACCUCAGAGAAGAUGUCUAACUGGGACGAGGAGUGGAACAUCUCCUUUGCAGGCUGUGGGUUUAGGAGUAUUUACUACCUGGGGGCUUUGAGCUGUAUCCUGGAGCGGGCCCCACGGCUGGUUCAUGGAGCGUCUAAGAUCUGUGGAGCUUCAUCUGGUUGUCUCGUGGCUGCAGCUUUGACUGUUGGGAUUCCCAUUGAGGAGUUCUGUGUUGAUGUUUUGGCCGUGGCGAAAGAGGCCAGGAAACACACUCUGGGAGUUUUCCACCCGACCUUCAGUCUGCUGCGGACAGUAAGGGACUCCCUGCUGGAGAGGCUCCCAGCAGACGCUCACCUCCGGGCCUCUGGAAAGCUCUGCGUGUCCCUCACCAGGCUGUCUGAUGGGAGGAAUGUUUUGGUGUCAGAGUUUGACAGCAGAGAGGAGCUCAUUCAGGUUCUGAUGUGCAGCUGCUUUUUCCCUGUUUACUGUGGUUUCGUCCCACCUUCGUACCGUGGAGUGCUGUAUAUGGAUGGAGCCCUGAGCAACAACAUGCCUUUGUUUGAGCACAGAAACACCAUCACUAUGGCCCCGUUCUCCGGCGAGAGCGACAUCUGCCCCAGAGAGGGGACAUUCAACUUCUUCGAGGUGCACUAUGGCAACGUGAGCAUCCAGGUCAACACCGGCAAUGUGCAUCGGGUCUGCACAUCCUUCCUCCCUCCCACACUUGAGAAGCUGGCUGAGAUCUGCCACAACGGUUACAUGGACGCUCUUCAUUUCCUGAAAGAAAGAGACCUGCUUGGAACACAGUGUCUUCCUCCCAGUGUGACGGCGGAGAUGGACACAGUCAAACCUGCUUGUUGUGAGCUGGCGAAGAAAGUUAAGUCCCAGAACACGGGGUUGAACGGACAAAACUCUCAUCAGGAAGAUCAUUGUUGGCUAAGCCUGGAAGUCAUAGAGAACUUGCCAGUUAGCUUCAAGAAAGUGCUGUGUGAAGCCUGCAGGGACAGUCAUGGUGGCGACUCUCGGUGGUCUCAGCUCACUAAGUUCCCUCCAGUGAAGGUGGUUUUGUGUCUACUGACGCUCCUCGUGCUGCCCAUUGAGCUGAGCUUCUUACUCAUAAAAAGCAUAAUAUUAUCACUGUUGACGCUGACUGCAGAUCUCUGCAGGCAGACAUGGAAAAGCGGAGGCAAGGACCUCAACAGUACAUUCUCCAGGUCGUCUCACUCAGAUCUUAGCAGCCAGACAGGGGAAAACAUAAACAUUAAACCUCUGGCCUCGACAAUCACCAGAAAUUCUAAGAGAACUCUUCACUGGGACAACAACGGUAACCUGGCCCUCCUCUCCCUCACAUCCACCUGCACAGGUCCAUCCAGCUUCCCCUCCCCCAACACACCUGCAUACAGCAAGGUGACUUUAAACCACAGGAGUAAACAGACUCUUCAUCAAACAUCAACCGAGCAGAAAAAAGCCUGUUUAGAACCUCAAAUGUGAAAUACAAUACCUAGAAAUAGAAUAGCUUAAUUGAUAUGUAUUUAUAAUCUCUGUGUAGGAGAAGAAAUGCAUGUUUAGAUUUGUGUUUCGGAUCUUCUGCUACAUUAUGAACCAUCCAGAUCUCUUAGGUCGUCUGGUUCAGGUCUGCUUUGUGUGUCUAGAAUCAAAACUAAUCAUGGAGAAGAAAAGUUCAGAUUUUAUGCACCACGUCUUAAACAAUCUCCCCAAAACCUGCUGGUCUGGUUCAACCCUCACUUCUUUUAAAUAAAGGCUGAAGAUUUUUGUUUGCCGCUGCCUUUUAUUAAGUUUAUUCAUUGUUUACACCGUAAUGUAACUUUUACUCUGGUGCUUUAUACCUUUUAUUCUAUUCAAGCUCUUUUUUAUUUUCUAUUCUCUGUGCUCUUUAAUGAUUGUUUGAAAUGUCCUUUUAUAAGGUGUUUCUUUUGCACUGUUUUGAUGUUUUUAAUGUUUCAUGUAGAGCACUUUGAAUUGCCUUGUUGCUGAUAUGUGCUACAUAAAUAAACUUGCUUUGUCUGACUCAUGUAUCGGUUCAACAAGGCUCAAAAACCGCCUUAGCUGGUGACCAAAAUCUUAACCUAACUUUCCCCAAUUAACAAUUAUUUACCCUAUUUACCCAGUCAAAGUUAACAAGCAAACGAGCAUGUUGUUGAAUGACCAGCUACUUUAAAGUAAGGCAUAAAAUCAUUCCAGACUUAACUUGGUCAAGAGUUGACAAGGAAAGUGAUGCAAUGUUUGUAUCCAGGGUUAUUUGCUAUUUGUUUGUUCGAGGUUCUGUAAACAAAAAGCAAAUGUUAUACGGCAAUGAAACAUUUUCAUUAGAUGAUGUGAGUUCCGUAGGAUAUCAUACAAUCCCCUACAUGAAUUUAUUAUAUUUAUAUGACUAUUUUUUUUGGCUUUUAUUUCCAAGUAUGUGACUUGGAGUGUAUGGUACUUAUUUUUUGUAUGUUGUAAAGCAGGGCAGUAACAAGCCCCUACAUUCUGCUGCUGGAGGUCUUGAGGCAUUGAAAUCUUCAUUUGCAGGCCUGUUUCUGCAGCUGAUUUUCACCUCUGACCUCACUGAGAAGGAAAAGAAGCAGAAAAGUUUGUUUCAUCCCUUUUGAAACUGUAGUUGGUAACUUUUAUAACAACAUUUUUGUUGUUUGUCCAAAGAAAUUCAUGCUACAUCCCCUGCCUCCUCUUACUGUGCGUUAGCCUUACCAGCCUUACCGCACAUGAUGAAAACAACCAAUCAAAAUCAAUCAUGUCAACGGCUGCUUGUUAACUGUGGUCAAACUGUCAGAAGAGGCAACACUAAUCAAAUAUGAAUCAAGAUUCUGUUACUGUAUUGCCUAUUUCUCACCUAAAAUGUUUUCAAAGGCAUAUUUUAAGUGCACUCUUCAGCUGUAAAAAGAAGUUUGUGACCCGACCACCAUUUUGAAAACAGUGGAGCUGGAAGCCGGAGCAAACGUUCUCAUUUUUUCCAGCUAAACAGUGCGUUAGAAACAGUCUAUGGUUAGAAUGUGUUUCUGAAAACAUUUCAGGUGUGAAACAGGCGAUGCAGUAACAGUGUCUUGAUUUAUAUUUGAUCAACACUGCCUAGUUUCACGAUCAGUGAUUGACAGCUGUGUUAGAAACUCCUCAGCUCUGAUUAGUUGCUUUCCAUGAGAAGCGGCACAUUCUGGCAAAGGCCAUGAGAUGCACAAGUGGAAGCAGGAGAAAGUGAUUUCUUUCACAGAUCGUCUGUCUCAUGUACUACUGUGUGGUGACAGUUUCAGCAAAUAUGACAAGUUUUUUUAUUGUUUACAAAAGUUACCAACUGUAGCUUUAAGAGUGUUUAAAAGCACUUCGGACCCAUGACAGUGGAGCAUAUCAUAACGGACUUUAAUUAAUGACCAAUUAAAGGAAAAAGUGUCUACUAAAGAUAUGUAAAAGUCAGGUAGUGUGGUCAUAAGAUAAGAUGGUGAUGUUUUGUCUAACAUUGUCAUUCAUUCAUUUUCCGUAACUGCUUAUCCUGUUGGGGGUCACCAGGGGGCUGGAGCCUAUCCUAGCUUGACAUUGGGUGAGAGGUGGGGUAUACCUUGGACAGGUCACCAGGUCGGCCAAUUUAGAGUCACCAAUUACCCUGCAUGUCUCUGGACUGUGGGAGGAAGCUGGAGUACCCAGAGAAAACCCACGAUGACAUGAGGAGAACAUACAAACUCCUCACAGAAGGGCUCCCCCACCCCAGGCGACAACGCUAACCUCCGCACCACCAUGCUGCCCCAAAUAUUGUCAAAUAUGCACAUUUGCCUCAGCUGAAGCAUUUUUGGGGGCUCUGUGGUCAGAGGUCCAAACCAUAUUACUGUGAAAUCCUGUUUCAGGAUCUAGAGCACGUUUGUUGCAU